AUGGAAGUCUUCGUCCGCAACGUGCCCAGCCAGGCUACUGACAAGGACCUGCAACGAGCGUUCGUCGGCCCGCUUGGUGAGUGCGGCACACAGGAUUUUCACGUCGACAAGAUCCGCGACAAACCUUUGGCGGUUCUCACAUUACUCGACAAGAGUUGCGGGCAACAGUUUUUGCACAUCUAUGGAGUUCCGCAGAACUCUCGUCACAAUGUCCGAAGCACAAAGUCGGUGAGAUGCAGUGGACGCCCUCUCAUAUGCGCACUCAGCCGCAACGCGCCACACGACUAUGCAAUCCAAUCGUUGGCGUACGAAGCAGCUCGCAAGCCAUCCAAUGCACUGGUCCCGCUGGACGCGUCCAAUGCCCUGGUCCCGCUGAACGCGUCCAAUGCCCUGGUUCCGCUGAACUUAUCUAAUGCCCUUGUCCCCAUCAAUGCUCUAGUCCCCGCAACUACACAAACCGAGAAUCGCACAUCACGACGUUUUGCGACACGCGAAUUGCAAUGUGGUCAAUGGGGCUACGAGGGCGACAGACUCGUCUUCACUACACACUACAAGCGCACGACUAACGGCAGUAUCACAUUCGGCAGCAAGGAAGCCAUCUUGCUGCUUGGUGAUACCAACGCACAGCAUGUCCGAAUCGAUCUCAGCUAUCACCACUGCGAUAGUGUCAUCACAGGCAGCACGAACGAUCCCACGAUCUGCAUCAUGCUACGCAGUUCCCCAAAGUUCUACGAUGUUCAUGGUCAAGAUGUCCUCACUACUGGGCUAGCUGCCCUGGUAAUCGGCAAUACUGUGGCAAGACAAAAGGACAUUCGGAAGACAAGGCUAUCCAGUAUUGACGACAACCAUCGCAAAAUCGCGGGCGUUGCCCUCGUCUAUCGCAUCACUCUGGCUAGCCGUCAUGAAAUCACAACGAACAGGUCCCUGCUAUCCAGGAGCCGCCAUCUAAUAUCCGUCAUCUCGAUGCCAACGAAGGUGCAUUUUCCGCAAGAGACAUGGGCCCGGAGUAAGGAGCGGCUCGAUCUUGAGCUCGCAGACAUGGGACGAUUUGGAAACAUGCCUUUCAAAGUGCGCUUUCAGCUAGAUGGGCUCGCGCGAAAUGGCCGACUGUCUCCACGAACCAUUCUGGAUCUCUUACCUCGGGUGAAAACUCUGCUCGACAGGUACAGCACGGGCGCUGUACUCACAGCGCUGAUGAAACUGCACAAGAACAUGCCAAAUGCGGGUCCAGGUACCGACGCCGAGGACUUGUCUGUCGAAGGUCUGACAUACAUGCUGAUGCAAUAUGCCAUGGCGUACGACCCUCAAGCACCGGACAACGUGUAUGAGCUUACAAAACGACAUGCCCACGUCGAGCUCAUUCACAGAGUCGUGAUCACACCAGCGGGUGCAUACCUCGAAGGGCCAGGACCUGAGCCGACGAACCGUGUCUUGCGUCAAUAUGCAGGCCAGACAGACAACUUCCUGCGGAUCAUUUUCCAGGAUGAGGAUGGUGGAAACGUACACUACGAUCCACGAGCUUCGAAUACGCUUAUAUUCCACAAGCGGUUCAAAGGUAUCUUGGACGGCACGUUCAAUAUCGCUGGCCUUGGUUUCUCGUUCCUAGGUUUCUCCCACUCUAGCAUGCGCAACCAGUCAUAUGAUGCUGAGAUCUUUCACCUUGCAAUAAUAGAGCGCAAUGGUCGCGACUUUUCCGAUGGAGUCGGCACGAUUUCACAGGCGCUGCUUAGUGAUAUAUGGCAAGUCUACGGCACGAGACGUCAACUCAAGCCGACCAUUCUGCAGAUUCGCUUCCGUGGGGCCAAGGGAGUCGUCGCACUCGACUCACGCCUGCAAGGCCGACAACUUUGCCUGCGCUCGAACAUGGAGAAGUUCAGCGGCUCCACGUCGCGCACACUGGAGAUCUGUGGUGCUGCCUUCAAGCCAUUGCCUAUGGUGCUGAACCGUCAAUUUGUCAAGAUCCUUGAGGACCUCGGGGUUCCCACAGACUCUUUCCUUAAGCUGCAAAGACACGCCGUGGAUAGACUUAGAUGCAGACUCAAUAACGUCAUCAACACGGCUGGUCUGAUGGAUGAGAUUGAGACCACGCGCGCAGCACGUAUCUCUGAGCUCAUCACACGGCUAGACGAGAUUGGUGUGGACUUUCGUGCAGAUGCUUUCCUGUACAGCAUUGUGGAGAUGGCUGUGAUGACGAAGAUGCGAGACAUCAAGUAUCGUGGUCGUACACCAGUGGAGCAAGGUACCACCCUUUAUGGCAUCAUGGAUGAGACCGGAGUUCUGGAGGAAGGCGAGAUCUAUGUGGCUAUGGAAGCCGGCCCUGGCGGAGGUCGCCACACUAUUGUUCGCAAAAGAAUCGUAGUCACGCGCUCGCCGGCAAUGCAUUCAGGCGAUGUGCAGCUCGUCAAUGCUGUGGAAGUUCCCGGCACAUCGCCACUUAAAGAUCUGAGGAACGUCGUGGUCUUCAGCAGCAAAGGGCAACGCGAUCUCCCCAGCCAGCUGAGCGGCGGCGACCUUGACGGCGACCUCUACAACGUCAUUUGGGAUCCUCGACUGAUGCCAGAAUUUGCCGUUGCGCCAGCCGACUAUCCAAAAGUCGCACCGUUUGAGCUCAACCGCCAGGUCACCAGCAAAGACAUGAGCGAUCACUUCAUCCGCUUCAUGGAGACUGACCAGCUAGGUAUGUUGUGCAACGUACACAUGCAGCUGGCUGAUCAGUUUGACCAGGGCACAUUCAGUGCGGAGUGUAUAGAGCUUGCAGGCAUGGCGAGCACUGCCGUGGACUACUCGAAGACUGGUAUUCCUGUCAACAUGAAAGAAUGCCCGAAGCACAACCACUAUCGUCCAGACUUCAUGUCACCAUCACCUCGUUUCAUCGUCUCUGGAGAAGGCUAUCUGGACCUCGAAGAAGACGACCAGGACGAUGACGAUGCUUUCGAAGGUCUCGACAGCGAGCGCAGACCUUAUCAAUAUUAUGAGAGUCAGAAGGCCCUCCGCCUUUUGUACCGCAAUAUCGAUGAGCGCAAAUUCCUCGUCGGCAUGCAGCAGAACCAGAGACUGCUCAUUGGCAAUGCACCUAGCGUGCCGAUGCUCGAACGAGUGCUUGACACCUUCGAGGAGAAUCUGCUCGACAUCAUGUAUGCCGAGUGCCCAACGACAGUAGGCUGCCUCUCCGAGAUGGAAGUCUUCUCCGGCAGCAUUCUCGGUCGCCAAGGUGGUGCACAAGGUAAGCCCCUGCGUGAGCUGAGUAAGAACAUGAGGGAGCGCUUCGAGCCUGUCGUUGACUAUGCUGUCAAGCGCAUCAUUUAUGGUGAUGGAACGAUCAAGACGAUUACAGAUCUGGACGAUUUGUACGAUGUGCCGGCGGAACGUGAGCUGGAGGCUUUGCCGCGUGCGAUCGCUUGCUUCAAGGUGGCUGUUGAGGAGGCUGGGUGGGUGGAUAGGCAGGCAGGUGAGAUGAAGAGUUUUGCGUAUGUGGCUAUGCGAGUCUGCUUGCAGGAGCUGCAGCGUUGGCGCAUCACGACAAUGGGUGCCUUCAGCAUGCCUAGGAUCGAUGGUUAG
This is a messenger RNA of Recurvomyces mirabilis, 3558 nucleotides long. RefSeq lists its product as uncharacterized. NCBI's taxonomy places the organism in Eukaryota, Fungi, Ascomycota, Dothideomycetes, Mycosphaerellales, Teratosphaeriaceae. Gene Ontology annotation, cellular component: nuclear RNA-directed RNA polymerase complex. The record is from RefSeq and is a predicted model, not a curated record. Gene Ontology annotation, molecular function: RNA-directed RNA polymerase activity. Bases 1 to 3558 code for a protein of 1185 amino acids. The transcript has 5 exons. Gene Ontology annotation, biological process: siRNA processing.